AGAAAAAUGGAAGUAAUUUCAACCAAGUUUAUUCUACUUGCUUUAGCUACAGUGGUCUUUCUAACAUCAAAUAGUAUGUGCCUAGAUGAAGCGAUGAAGUUCAGUCUGCAGAGUAGAGAAGAUGAUGAUGAUAAAUAUUACAAGGUAAGAUCCAUCUUGGAAGAAAAGCAGAGGAGUCUCAAUUUUGAAGAAAUGAAAGACUGGGGAUCAAAAAAUAGCAUUAAAAUGAACCCUCCUACAGUAAACAAGAUGCCAAAUUCAGUUGCUAAUUUACCUCUUAGGUUUGGAAGAAAUUACCCAGAAGAAAGAAGCGUUAAACCAUUUGCUAAUUUGCCUCUGAGAUUUGGGAGAGCUUUUGAACAGAACAUACCUAGGCGUGCUCCAAAGGUAUCACACAGGCUUGGGAGAUCUCCACUUGUUAGAAGUUCCAGUCAAGCACUUCUAAAUUUGCCACAGAGAUUUGGGAAGUCACUGUCUGUCAAUCUGUCUCAAGACAUUCAGGAACAUGAACCAGGGAUAUGAACUCUAAGAGUUUUGUUAAUACUGGAAUGAAAUCAUGAAGACAGAAUCUGAAAGACUUGAAAAAGCUGCAACAAGUUUUCAAAACUAAAGGUCAUGAAAAGGAAAUGUAUGACAACUGAAAUGCAAACCUGUCUUUGUGUUAUGAAGAACAUAUUUAUUCUGUACAAACCCUUGAUGUAUAAGGCAAUGAUAAUUGUAGUGACUGCUGUAGUAGUCCACUUCAGUGGCAGUGUAGUAUAAAUUCUAUUUACUUUUGUGCAACUUAUGUGCUGUUGAUUGUAAAACCUAAUU
This is a messenger RNA of Leptosomus discolor (cuckoo roller), 813 nucleotides long. NCBI's taxonomy places the organism in Eukaryota, Metazoa, Chordata, Aves, Leptosomiformes, Leptosomidae. The record is from RefSeq and is a predicted model, not a curated record.